AUGUUAUCCGAAGAAGAAUAUCAUGAAGCAAAAUGGCAAUUAGAAAAUUUUCCAACAACAAUUACAGGUCAAGCAAGAAGUAGAAAAAGACAACAACUCAAACACAUUAUUAAAGAAUAUGAAUAUUCGAUAAAAUAUCCACCAUUCACACCUGCACCUUACUUGAUAUAUCAUAUUAAUCGAACAACAUCAGAUGCAAUAUUAACACAAAUAAUAACAGCAGCAAAUACAACAACAUUUUUUUGUCUUGAUACUGAAUCUGUUAUCGUACAUUAUCAACCCAACAAACCCACACUUAUACAAAUCGAAGCUAUUCUACCUCGAAAUUAUUCGAUCGUAAUCAUUAUUGAAUGUUGUUAUCUCCCUUCACGUGAUACAUUUUCAUUUUCAUUAAUAAAGAAGCUGAUGACAACAAUUUUUAACAGUAAUAAUACUAUAUAUGUUUGGGGUGAAGCAGAUGAAUUAUUGCCAUUCAAAAGUUAUAAUUUAUUUGAUGAUGAACAAUUAACACACGUUCAAUUUAAUAAUUUACAACAAGUAUUCAAAAAUAUGUGGAGAGAAAGUCAUACUCAUCAAUCAUCGAAUGAUAAUCCAUCAACUGAAUGUAUAUGCGAACCAUGUAUCGGUAAAUCUCCAAAUGAACCUUGGUCAAUCCAAUGUGCUGUUGCUCAGAAAUUGAAUCAAUGGCUUGAUAAACGUGCAACAUUAUCUAAAUUCGACAUUGGCUUAGAUCCGGCUUUAUCUUCAUGUGAUCUUGUUCAACAAAAUGAACGUGAACGUCUAACAAAAUACGCCGCAUACGACUGUCUUGCCAUGCAUCAACUUAUUAUUAAAUUAAGAAUUAUGCCUUAUCAUUCAACAACAACAACUGAACAUUCACAUGAACAUUCACAUGAACAUUCACAUGAAAAUUCACAUGAACAAUUUAAUUAUGAAUUAGAAAAUAUUUCAUCUGAUGAUGAAAAUGAUUCACCACAACCUCCACCUGCACAUGUUCAUAUUGUUGGUCGUAUAAGAUACCCACGCGAGUGGGAAUCGAGUUUGAUCAACGAACAAGUACCUGAACAUAUACAUAAUGAACAAGUACAUGAACAUAUACAUGAUGAACAUAUACAUGAACAUAUACACGAUGAACAAGUACAUGAACAUAUACAUGAUGAACAACCACCAUCACCACCACCUCAUACUGAAUUAACAUUAGAAGAACAAGCAAGAAAACGUAGAGAAAAUAGAAAACGCACCAUCAAACAACGCGUCCGAUACUACCGUAAAGAAAUUAUUUGUCGUCACUUCAAUAGAAGAUUUACAAUUACAAAAGUGAAAGAAACUCUACGACAACAUGGCAUUCCAUAUUCAGCUGUUAACAAAUCAAAAUCUGGAUUUACCUUAUACAUUGGUCUGAAAAAAGCUGAUAAUAUUGAUGAACAUGAAAGAAUUGCCCAACACCUGUUCUCAACACAUCAUCAUCAACACCAUCGUCAUCAACAAAAUGAUCAACAACAUCGUCUUCAACAACAUCGUCAAAAUCGUCAUCAACAAAAUGAUCACCAUCAACACCGAUAUUAA
Molecule: messenger RNA, 1566 nt
Organism: Adineta steineri
Lineage: Eukaryota; Metazoa; Rotifera; Eurotatoria; Adinetida; Adinetidae
Source: the annotation of a GenBank genome assembly